Cyphomyrmex costatus is the source of this 603-nucleotide messenger RNA. RefSeq lists its product as uncharacterized. The coding region runs from base 1 to 603 and encodes 200 amino acids. The transcript has 3 exons. The record is from RefSeq and is a predicted model, not a curated record. NCBI's taxonomy places the organism in Eukaryota, Metazoa, Arthropoda, Insecta, Hymenoptera, Formicidae.
AUGCCAUUUGGACUGAAAACCGCAUCAUCUACGGUUCAACGAUUUAUAAAUCAAGUAUUGUGUGAUUUUAUUAGAGCGGGAGAUAUUGUAGUAUAUAUGGAUGAUGUACUUGUUGCGACUACCAUAUUAGAGUAUCAUUUACAAGUUUUGGAGCGUCUAUUUCGAGUGAUGGUCGACAACGUCUUGGAAAUAAGAAAAUUUAUUCAAGACUAUACUGUAAUUUCGAAGCCGUUGUCUGACCUGGUCAAAGAAAAUGCUACUUUUAAAUUUGGAGAAGCGGAAAUUAAGACUUAUGAAAUGUUAAAAAACAAACUUAGUGAGGCACCGAUUCUAUCAAUAUAUAGUCCAAAAGACGAAACUGAAUUGCACUGUGAUGCAAGCGCGGUGGGGUAUGGUGUAAUUCUGAUGCAAAGAAAAUCAGAUCGAAAGUUCCACCCGAAAGAAAUUAAUCCUAGAAUUGCGAGAUGGGCGUUAGAAUUAUUAAAUUAUGAUUAUGAAGUAGAACACAGACCUGGGACGCGAAUGAAACAUGUUGAUGCGCUUAGCAGAACGGUGGAAAUUGUGGAAGAGAAUCCUUUCGAAUGGGAUCUUACACUUAGUUAG